Molecule: messenger RNA, 666 nt
Organism: Plasmodium gonderi
Lineage: Eukaryota; Apicomplexa; Aconoidasida; Haemosporida; Plasmodiidae
Product: variable surface protein
Exons: 3
Coding region: 1-666 (221 amino acids)
Source: RefSeq, a predicted model, not a curated record
AUGAAGAAAGAGAGAAUACAUGAAUACAAUGUAUUAAAAAUGAAAAGUCCAUCUAAAAAAAAUAUAGAUAAAAAUAUAUUUUUUAAUCAAUGGGAUAAAGCGAUAAUAGAUAAAGAUGUUGUUGAAUAUAAUCCGACAUUAAGAAGAAUGAGGUAUGAAGAUCAUGAAUCAUAUAACAUUGGAUGUUUGCUCUAUGAAAACUACACUACUGCAAAAUUGCAACAUGGAAGCUUUCAUAAUAUUUGUGAAUAUUUCAAAGAGUUUUUAGAUGAUAAGAUAAAUAAAUACAGAAAUAAUAAUAGGUUAUGUAGUUCAAACAAAAUAUUAAAUGAAAAUUUAAGGGCUUUAUGGAAAGCACAACAAGAAUCUAGGGAAGAAGAUGUAGUAGAAAAUUGGUGCGAAUGGGAACCAUCUACUGAAUACUAUUGUUAUGCUAUAUCUCCACUGAAGGCUAGUUUAUCUACAUUUUUUAUCUUAUUAAUAACACUUCUUCUUGUAUUUUUCAUUUAUUAUAAUCAUCCUAAAAUCAAGAAAUUUAUAUAUGAUAAAAGUUAUAGGGAUUAUGUAAUAAGAUAUUUUAUGCAACAUUUACUUCCCUAUAGAAAUAGAGAAGAUUUUUCAUUAGAUUUCAACACAAUAAGAUUAAUGUACACAAUAUGCAUUUGA